CCAUUGGUGACACAAAUAUUUUGACAGCUUGUUUGGCAAUUUCAUUUUAAUUGCAAAUUCUGCUAAUAAUGCGGAAUUCGUUCCUAUUUAAUUAAUUUUCAAUUUAAACCUUAACUUAUCGCUUUACUAUAAUCCUACCUACGACACAUUCCUAGACAUUUCCAUCGAAUUCACCUUCGAAUCUAUAAGCACUAGAAAGUCUCUUUUCCGGUUUGAAAACCCACAUUUACGGCUAAUUUUGGCGUGUUAGUGUUUGUGUACAGAAUACCAAGCUUGUUUCGCGUGACCGAGCGUAUUUUCACGAUAAUUGGGCCGCAAACGCCGUAAAUUUCACUAAAUUCUCAAGGUAACCCAGUUGGCAGCAGGAUGAAUAGCUUCCUAUCACCGCGUAUGAUGGUCGGAGCGGCUAUAGUCGGCCUCGUCGGGGCCGCCGGAGUGUUCAUUUACGAACAAGUAUACAACGAGAAGAGGAGGGCGAUGCUGGUGAGUGAGAUGGCCCGCUUAGACAAGCAAGUCUCCUCCAUGAGAACAGAACUGGAGGCUUUGAGGGAACUGCAAAAGGAAAAUCAGCUGCGGCAGAAACAGAGGCGGCGUCCGCGGCCCAAACCCGCCGCUAAGCCAGCAGCAGAAGGCGAUGUGGUUGACGCCAGGGAACAGAGCUACGCCUCAGAUUCAGAGUACUUCACUGACUACCAGUCCGUGUUAGGCACAGACCAUGAGUUAGACAGCGAAGAGUUCUAUGACGUGCACACAGAUGAUGAUGAUGAUACGCUGCGGGAGAGUCUGCGCAACGGACAUGCGCACGAACUCGAUGACGACGCGUCAGAGAAGUCGGACGGACGGCCGGCGGAAACGGCCUCCAACGCGUCCACCGCCACGUUAAGAGACAAGACGCCGAGGGUUAAUUAGAAAUAUAUUUGCCAUAUUUGGGACGACACCACCGUAGAUACUAGAUGACAUCGUGAAGCCGAUACUCGAAUAUACUCAAGUUACAAGUUAACCAAUAAGGGCCACUUGUACCAUCCCACUAACCCGGGGUUAAGUGGUUAAUUCGUUAAUCCAGUGUCAUAUUGUACUGGUAACCAUGGUAAGUCUAGGUUUAACCGGUUAACCCCGGGUUAAUGGAAUGGUGCAAGUGGCGGUAUGAAUGUAAAUUGGACCUUAUGCUAGUUGACAUAAGGCAUUGUUUAUAUUGGUUAGAGUGUAGUCGAAAAUGUUGACAAAUAUUAAUAGUAAUUAUGGACAAAUGAAAUAAUUAUACUAAGUAGAAAGGGGUCAUCCAUUAA
Molecule: messenger RNA, 1286 nt
Organism: Cydia fagiglandana
Lineage: Eukaryota; Metazoa; Arthropoda; Insecta; Lepidoptera; Tortricidae
Exons: 6
Coding region: 367-909 (180 amino acids)
Source: RefSeq, a predicted model, not a curated record